AUGGCUGAGACGCAGGCACAGACACAGGCGCAGCCUGAUCAGCACGAACCACUCAAGUUUGAAGAGCUCUUCCUAACACAACACGAACAUUUCACCAUUCGUACGCUAUCACAAAUCCUGAAAUGGACCGAAUCCCUUGUUGGAGGCAGGGAGGUACCCCAUAAUGGCUAUGUAGUAGUGGGCGACGACGAAGAUCAUGCAGCAAGGUAUAGGAUCUUGAAUUCCUUUUGCCAAACGAUCAAUCGCGGUGGCGACGAAGUUAUCGCUCUGUUACCCGAGUCGUUCACCGGUACAGAGCUGACAGUGUUCAGCGCAAUGUCAACGGUUGAGGAAUACUCCUCCAAGAUUCCCUUCGCUUUGGUGCCGCACUUUGCUUUAGCGCUACUCAAACACGCUCACCCCGAGUCCUCCAGACAAGCUGGCAAAGACGCCUUCGACAACUUUGGCCUCUUUACGAUGUGUCUCGGCUUCCCCCGACUAUCUGCUCGGCUCGGCCUAGGCAUCAAAUCACGAAACUUCUUCCAGGUCAUUAUGUUGCGGUCCACUCAGAGUGAGGAUGAGGAUCAGGAAGCAGAGGAUGAAACGCCGAGGCCAUUCAAGCGUAAUGAAAACACCCAUUCUGCUGGCACCAGCUGCGACUGA
Molecule: messenger RNA, 642 nt
Organism: Cladophialophora immunda
Lineage: Eukaryota; Fungi; Ascomycota; Eurotiomycetes; Chaetothyriales; Herpotrichiellaceae
Exons: 2
Coding region: 1-642 (213 amino acids)
Source: RefSeq, a predicted model, not a curated record